AUGCGCCAAAUUUUGGCGAUUUUUUUGAUCUACGAGGCUGGUUUGAAAUGUAUUUAUGUGGAUUCAGCGAGCUGUGAUGCGAGUACUGUAGGUCAGUUUUUUUGGCGCCAGAAAAUAAUUUUCAAAAAAAUUCAAAUUAAUUUUUCCCGCCAUUUUUUUCUCAAAAAAAUUUGAAUUUCAAUUUUUCCCGCGGCAUUGAUUUUUUUUGUGGCGCCAAAACACAAAAUUUAAACAUUCCUACGUUUCAACAUUUUUUGCUUCAUCCCUAGUUACCAACGCGCAAAACUAGAGUCUAGUUUGAAAUUCGAAAAAAAAAAUUUAAUGGAUUUUUGGCGCCAAAAUUCAAAUAUUAAAUUUUGGCGGGAAAAAUAUAAAAUUUGAAUUUUCAAAAUUUUGGCGCGAGAAAAAAUUUUUGAAUUUUUUUUUUCAGGUCAAUCCUCUCUCCUUCCACUUUUUCAAAAUCAAUUGGGCUCCGCCGGAAGUUCAAACUACAAUCAUUUUCUAACCUCCUCGAGUUCCUAUAACUUCACAGUUUCAAAUUCGAGUUCUCAAAAAAUCUCACAAAUUUCUGGGCAAAUUAUAUCUGGAGCGAAUUCGAAUUGCUCCGCGGAUUGUUUGACUUCAGUUUCAGCCUAUUUUCAGCAAAAUGGGAAUAAUGGUAGGGAAAAUGAAUUAGGCUAUCUUGUAGAGCUUGAAAUUCUCCACAAAAUCCAUGUUUUCUAGAAUUAUUUGGAAUUUUCUGAAAAUCUGAAAAUCGGGUCUGAAAUUGAUGAAUUUUUCAAAAUUUUGAAAUUUCCAGUUUUUCUCUAUUUUCAGCCAAAUUUCAGAAAUUUUCAGAAAAAUUGAGUUAGGCUAACUUGUAGAGCUUGAAAUUCUCUACAAAAUCCAUAAUUUUUUUAAAAAUUUGGAAUUUUUGAAAUUCUGAAAAUCGGGUCUGAAAUUGACCUAUUUUUCAAAAUUUUGAAAUUUUCAGUUUUCCUCAAUUUUCAGCCGAAUUUCAGAAAUUUUCAGAAAAAUUGAGUUAGGCUAUCUUGUAGCCCUUGAAAUUCUCUACAAAAUCCAUGUUAUCUCAAAAAAAAAUUUUUUUUUUGAAGAUCUGAAAAUCAGGUCUGAAAUUGACCUAUUUUUCAAAUGUCGAAAUUUUUCAGUUUUUCUUGAUUUUCAGCCAAAUUUCAGAAUUUUCAGAAAAAUUGAGUUAGGCUAUCUUGAAGCCCUUGAAAUUCUCUACAAAAUCCAUGUUAUCUCAAAAAUUCUGAAAAUUUUGAAAAUCUGAAAAUCAGAUCUGAAAUUGACCUAUUUUUCAAAAUUUUCAAAAUUUUCCGUUUUUCUUGAUUUUCAGCCGAAUUUCAGAAAAAUGAGUUAGGCUAUCUUGUAGCCCUUGGAAUUCUCUACAAAAUCCAUUUUAUCUCAAAAAAUUUGGAAUUUUCUGAAAAUCUGAAAAUCUGAAAAUCAGGUCUGAAAUUGACCUAUUUUUCAAAAUUUUGAAAUUUGCAGUUUUUUCUUGAUUUUCAGCCAAAUUUCAGAAAUUUUCAGAUAAAUUGAGUUAGGCUAUCUUGAAGCCCUUGAAAUUCUCUACAAAAUCCAUGUUAUCUCAAAAAAUUCUGGAAUUUUCUGAAAAUCUGAAAAUCAGGUCUGAAAUUGACCUAUUUUUCAAAAUUUUCAAAAUUUUCCGUUUUUCUUGAUUUUCAGCCGAAUUUCAGAAAAAUGAGUUAGGCUAUCUUGAAGCCCUUGAAAUUCUCUACAAAAUCCAUGUUAUCUCAAAAAAUUCUGGAAUUUUCUGAAAAUCUGAAAAUCAGGUCUGAAAUUGACCUAUUUUUCAAAAUUUUGAAAUUUGCAGUUUUUUCUUGAUUUUCAGCCAAAUUUCAGAAAUUUUCAGAUAAAUUGAGUUAGGCUAUCUUGAAGCCCUUGAAAUUCUCUACAAAAUCCAUGUUAUCUCAAAAAAUUCUGGAAUUUUCUGAAAAUCUGAAAAUCAGGUCUGAAAUUGACCUAUUUUUCAAAAUUUUGAAAUUUGCAGUUUUUUCUUGAUUUUCAGCCAAAUUUCAGAAAUUUUCAGAUAAAUUGAGUUAGGCUAUCUUGAAGCCCUUGAAAUUCUCUACAAAAUCCAUGUUAUCUCAAAAAAUUCUGGAAUUUUCUGAAAAUCUGAAAAUCAGGUCUGAAAUUGACCUAUUUUUCAAAAUUUUGAAAUUUGCAGUUUUUUCUUGAUUUUCAGCCAAAUUUCAGAAAUUUUCAGAUAAAUUGAGUUAGGCUAUCUUGAAGCCCUUGAAAUUCUCUACAAAAUCCAUGUUAUCUCAAAAAAUUCUGGAAUUUUCUGAAAAUCUGAAAAUCAGGUCUGAAAUUGACCUAUUUUUCAAAAUUUUGAAAUUUGCAGUUUUUUCUUGAUUUUCAGCCAAAUUUCAGAAAUUUUCAGAUAAAUUGAGUUAGGCUAUCUUGAAGCCCUUGAAAUUCUCUACAAAAUCCAUGUUAUCUCAAAAAAUUCUGGAAUUUUCUGAAAAUCUGAAAAUCAGGUCUGAAAUUGACCUAUUUUUCAAAAUUUUGAAAUUUGCAGUUUUUUCUUGAUUUUCAGCCAAAUUUCAGAAAUUUUCAGAUAAAUUGAGUUAGGCUAUCUUGAAGCCCUUGAAAUUCUCUACAAAAUCCAUGUUAUCUCAAAAAAUUCUGGAAUUUUCUGAAAAUCUGAAAAUCAGGUUUGAAAUUGACACAAUUUUCAAAAUUUCGAAAAUUUCAGUUUUUCUUGAUUUUCAGCCAAAUUUCAGAAUUUUUAAGAAAAAUUAAGUUAGGCUAUCUUGAAGCCCUUGAAAUUCUCUACAAAAUCCAGUUGAUCUCAAAAAAUAGUGAAAUUUUUUAAAAGCUGAAAAUCGGGUCUGAAAUUGACCUAUUUUUCAAAUUGCGAAAUUUCAGUUUUUCAAGAUUUUCAGCCAAAUUUUGAAAUUUUCAGAAAAAUUGAGUUAGGCUAUCUUGUAGCCCUUGAAAUUCUCUACAAAAUCCAUGUUUUCCGGAAAAAUUUGGAAUUUUCUGAAAAUCUGAAAAUCAGGUCUGAAAUUGAGAAAUUUUUCAAAAUUUUGAAAUUUCAGGAUUUUCAGCCAAAUUCCAGAAAUUCUAGAAAUUUUCAGGUAUACCAUUUUGAAGCCCUUGAAAUCCUCUACAGUAACCCAUAGCUACAGUACCCCCCAACUACAGUAAUCCCCCAAUUUCCAGUCUCAAUUCUAAUGCUUCGUCCAUCCGACACUACACUCUAUCCAAACUACACUCUAGUCUCGGAUCAAACUACAUUCUAUUGUACUACGGUAUCGGGGUACUGUGGAGCCACGUUGGCACUGUAUCAGUAUAAAUCCAGUGUCUAUUUGGGUGAGUUGGUGGGCUACAGUAAUCCGGGGCAGCUACAGUAACCCAAGAUUUGGAUUUUUUGGACCUACAGUACCCCUCCACCUACAGUACCCCUAAAAUUCUUCCAGAUUACCUAGCUGAUCUGUCGGCCCCCACAAAUGGCUCCUAUACAGUAACCCUGACCGGCCUACCUUUGUGCUAUUUAUGGUCCCCAGAUAAUUCAACAACGACCACAUCUACAGUAACCACGACUACUGUAGCCACAACUACGGUAGCCUCAAAUACGACUACUGUAGCAAGUUCGAAUGGAACUACUGUAGCUUCGAAUGGGACUACUGUAGCUUCGAAUACAACUACAGUAGCCACAACUACAGUAUCCCCAUCAACGAACACAACAAGUUCAAGUUCAUCUGGCUCAAAUACAACUACAGUAACCACAACUACAGUAGCCACAACUACAGUAACCACCACAGGAUCAGCAUCUACAGUACCCUCAAAUGAGACGACUACAGUAUCCAGCAGCUCAGAUUCCAGCUCAGGAUGGUGGAAAAAUUGGCGCUGGCCAAUCAUCGCCGGCGCCAUUUUCUUGGGCGUCGCAAUUUCGCUGGGUCUCGUCGCGUUUCUGACGUGCGCCUUUAUUGGCGCCAAUUCGGUGGCCCCCAAAGCCUACACACCUCCGCCGAGCUACGAUUCACCCGGCCCACCACAACUACCGCCACAACCUAUCAUGGCACAACCCAUGGUCACACCGUUUACUGUGGGCAUUUGA
Caenorhabditis angaria is the source of this 4090-nucleotide messenger RNA. Lineage: Eukaryota; Metazoa; Nematoda; Chromadorea; Rhabditida; Rhabditidae. The record is from the annotation of a GenBank genome assembly.